ACCACGCAUAUCUCUCGCGCCAUUGAGUCCAUUCCAUUCCACGCGUGCAUUUUCUACCCCCCUCCCCUCACUUUUGCGCGGAGCUAUUGAGUGGUGUCAUGACUGAAAGCUCGCCUGUUCACUCAACACAAUGUUUUAUGGAUUAUCUUCCCUUGUAGUAACGAGAGAUAGAUGUGGAAGGAACGCGGAGCGAGACGGAGCACUGCCCGGGUUACAGCAGUAGCCUAAAAACCGGGCGACUGGGGGGUUCCAUUCAACCGGGCUUUUCUAAUGCCCGUCGUUUUCGUGGGGCUCGGUUCGCUUCACCUCUGUGAUCAUGCUUUACUUCCAGCUGGUGAUCAUGGCAGGGACUGUCAUGUUGGCUUACUACUUUGAGUACACCGACACUUUCAACGUGCACGUCCAAGGGUUUUUCUGCUAUGACAAUGCAUACACGAAGCCCUACCUUGGACCAGAGGCGUCCAGCGCUGUUCCUCCUGCCAUACUCUAUGCAGUGGUCUGCGGAGUGCCGUCGCUUCUGAUCACAGCCAUAGAGUCGUUGUUGUUUCUGCUCCAGUAUGUGUCAGAGGACCUGGACAAUCGGGAGAAGAUCAUUGUCAUGGGAGACUGCUGUUACCUCAACCCUCUGGUGCGCAGGACCUUCCGCUUCCUGGGUGUGUACGCUUUUGGCCUUUUCUCCACUGACAUAUUUGUGAACGCGGGCCAAGUGGUGACGGGGAACCUGUCCCCCCACUUCCUGACGGUGUGUAAGCCCAACUACACAGCCCUGGGCUGCGUGCAGACCGCCCGCUUCGUCAACCAACAGGGGGCGUGCACGGGCAACGAGGACGACAUCAUGCACGCCCGCAAAUCCUUCCCCUCCAAAGAGGCGGCGCUCAGUGUCUAUGCCGCACUCUACACAGCGAUGUACAUCACGUUAAAAGUGAAGGCCAAGGGGACCAAGCUGGCCAAGCCACUCCUAUCUCUGGGACUUAUGUGUCUGGCCUUCCUCACAGGAAUCAACAGGGUAGUGGAGUACCGCAACCACUGGUGUGACGUCAUCGCCGGGUUUAUCAUCGGAGGGGCCAUAGCAGUCUUCAUGGUUCUAGGGGUGGUGCAGAACUUCAAAGGGAAGAGCCUGCUGAAUGAGAUCCCGCCGGAGGAGAGCGUGGUCAGCAGUAUUCCUAUGAUGGGCCAGCCCAGGAUCAUGGACAACACAAUGGAGAAGUACAUAGCCUCACAGAAUCCUAUUACUUUUGCCGAGGUUACAUGACAAUGAAUGUGUCACAUGACACACAUUGUUUGGACGUGGUUGCUGCUCGCUUAUCAGUCAUCAUGGUCGCCAGAGGGAGGGAGGGCCACACUGAUCCUGAUGUUGAUGUGUAUCUAUACUAGGGUUGGGGAUCAAUUACAUUUCAAUUCAGGCCUAAAACUGAAAUUCCGAUUCAAUAAUUUACUUCUCAAUAAACGAAAAACCUUUUCAGUUUUUGAAUUGUAUAUUUAAAUAACUUCCAGAAUUAACUGAGUGACUUUAAUUAUAAUUGACCCCAACCCUGACCUAUACAGUAUGACACUAUUUCCAAUCAAUCAUUAUGUUCACCCUGAUCAUUCCAAAGGAAUUGGAGAUAUUUCUGUAGCUUUACCAGUUUAUUUGAUUUUUUCCAACCAGUCAACAUUUUCUCUCCUUUCUUCUUCUUCAUUCCUCUCUCUCUCCUGUUGCAGUUUGACGUUUAUUGUCAUGAAUCUUUCCCUGGCGGCAGAAGUGAGUGAUUUCCGCUAGAUGGGCCAGCUGCAAUGUAAAAAUUGUCUAUUUCGUAAAAAUUCAUUGAAACAAACAUUUGCUUUUUGGUCUUAAUUUAAGGUUAAGGUUAGGCAUUAGGGUUAGCAGUGUGGUUAACAUUAUUGUUAAGUUCAGGUUUCAAAUCAGAUUGUUUGACUUUGUGACUGUGCCAGCAUGUGAGCACUCUGCAGACCUGCCUCCAGAACACGAGUCAUCCCAAUAAAAUGCCAAGCUGCUCUUCUGUCCUGCUGAUUACUGGCGUUCAUUGAAUUCCCCCAAAGUAUUACUUAUUUUAUAUACUGUAUCAAACAAACAUAAUACUGCUGUAUAUGCACUUUUAUUUCCUCAAAGAUUAGGAAUCCUAUAGCCCAACUGUGUAAACCUGUAUUAUGUUUAUUUCUUAUUAUGUCAUGUGUGUUUGCUUGACAGUAUGAUGUAUGCAUUGUAACCCUUGUAACCCGUGCAAUCCUAACUGUAUGUUGUCAGAGCCACUCUGUGGGUUUAUUUCUGUUUAGAUUUUCCCAUCCUGAGAGAACGAAGAUCCAAAGAUCACAGACAUUUUAGUAUAGUCUUUAUUGGUAGUUUUCAGAGGAAUCCCUCUUGCGAUUAGCUAGAAAUACGUGGGUGUGCGACUGUGUGUACGUGUGCGAAUGGAUCCGUACAUGUGUGUGCAUGUGUACUGUAUGUGUGCUUGGUAAACGUUUCAACAUCAUUUUCUCUUGUGGAUUGAAGGAUGUUGCUUAGGGCUUGCCAGACAAUCAACAACCAUAAUAUUGCCACAGUCAGGCAACAUAGCUAAGAUGGAAAUAUGAAGAUGUUUUUGAUAUGCUAUAUGUUUUGUGUAUUGAUUCAUACUGUAUGUUGAUAUGGCAGAUACUUGUUUAGUACAAUAUGCAGUAUUGUUUUAAACUCACAGGCCAGCAAUGAGAUUCAUAGUUGAUGCACGACUAGACGUCAGUUUCCCGAAUGCAUUGUGGUUGAAGUUUGUUUUUAUACCACCACAGUUUGGUGACAUCUCCUGUUGUAUGUUCUUCUCCAUGAUGACAUUUUUAUACCCUUAUACUGUACUGUUUACCUACAUGUCUUACUGUAUGUCCCCUCAAUGUCUCAUAGAUAUCAUCUGAACAUUGAGAGUUUUGGUAUUCAUGGGCCGUUAGAGGUUUCUAUCCAUGUACAGUUUGAUUAUAUGGGUUUUAUGCAUUUAACAUUUAAUACAAUAAUUCUUUGUCCUAGUUUUUCUAGAAAUGUAUGGGACAUUUGAAUGAUUCUGGAGAUGUUCACUGUCAACCGUUAUGGUACUUUCAAAAAGAUGUAAAGAUAUAUGAAUUGUUAUAUAUCAAAUCAAAUGUAUCAUAUUAUAGUUGGAUUUGUGUAUUGUUUUGAUUUUAGUUUCUGAGUGUUGUUUUUUACCUUUGUACAGAUUGUGUUACUAUUCUAACCUCUAUGACUCUUCUGUUUUGUUACUAUUAAGUUCUGUUUUGAUAUUGUCCCAUUCUACCUGAUCUUUGUUUAUUGAUCUUGUCACCAUGAGUAACAGUAGCCCAGCAGCAGCACAUCUUACACUGUAGAAACAUGUAAAAGAACCAAACCGUGAGAAAGUUGCGGGGUGAAAUGUAUUUGAAUAUAAUCUAAAUAAAUAUGUUCUACUCAGG
Oncorhynchus kisutch (coho salmon) is the source of this 3411-nucleotide messenger RNA. It is a transcript of the gene plppr5a, whose product is annotated as phospholipid phosphatase related 5a. Gene Ontology annotation, biological process: phospholipid metabolic process; signal transduction; phospholipid dephosphorylation. Gene Ontology annotation, cellular component: plasma membrane. The transcript is spliced from 6 exons. Lineage: Eukaryota; Metazoa; Chordata; Actinopteri; Salmoniformes; Salmonidae. The coding region runs from base 317 to 1252 and encodes 311 amino acids. Gene Ontology annotation, molecular function: phosphatidate phosphatase activity. The record is from RefSeq and is a predicted model, not a curated record.